Molecule: messenger RNA, 984 nt
Organism: Saprolegnia parasitica CBS 223.65
Lineage: Eukaryota; Oomycota; Saprolegniomycetes; Saprolegniales; Saprolegniaceae
Exons: 8
Coding region: 20-967 (315 amino acids)
Molecular function (GO): protein binding
Source: RefSeq, a predicted model, not a curated record
AUUUCGUCCCUGGAAGCCAAUGCUUGCGAUUGCGAACGAGCUGCGUCAAGGCGGCGCGCCUGCCCUCAAGGCCGUCCAGCGGCUGGUGCAGUCCGAGUACAUUGAGACGGCGCUCGCCCCGGCGCUGAUCGAGCUCGUGCGCGAUGCAAAGACGGAGCUGCCGCUGCGUGUGCCCUCCUUCUUGGCGCUCGCCAAGCUCUGCAACAACAGCGACCUCGACCUGCACCCGGCAGAUACAAUCGACCCGGCGCAGCUGGCGCUCACCGUCGCGGAGCAGCUCGACCACAGUGACAUUCGCAUGCAGGCGGCGGCCACGCUCGCGCUCUCCAACCUCACGACGCACCAGCUCGCUCUCGACGAGCCCGUGUUGCAGCAAGUCAUCAAGUCCCUCGAAACGACGAUCGAGCACGAAGGCAUCCAGCGUGCCGUGCUGGGCUACCUUGGAAACGCCGCCGCCUCCGCCGACGCGCGCCAAGUGCUCAUCAACGAGACCAACUGCAUCGAACAGCUCUCGGAGCUCACACAAGCUGGCCGAGGCGAACCGGUGCGGGGCGCGGCCGCCUUUACCAUGGGCAACCUGCUCUCGGGUCGCGACGUCCACGCACAGAACAUGUUGCGCGAGGUGGAUGGUCUUCCCAGCUUGAUUCUGCUCUUGUCGCCGGCGUACACGGAAGAUACGAACGAGUGCUCGGCCUGGGCCAUUAGCCAUGGCGUGCACCGCAACACGCUCAACCAGGAUCUGGUCGGCGAAGCGGGUGGCAUCGGCCUGCUCCUUCACCACUUGGUGUCUCCGAACGAUGAUCUGCGCCGGAAUGCGAUUUUGGCCUUGUACAGCAGCGCUGUCGCCCAUGCCGACAACAUUGACCGCGUCAAGCGCGGGGAAGGCGAGAUGCUCGUGGAACAACUCCUCACGGACGAGAGCCCCGAGUGCCGCGAGUACGCGACGUUGCUGUUGCAGGAAUUUUAGACCCCACAAGAGAGAUG